Messenger RNA from Eleginops maclovinus (Patagonian blennie), 7905 nucleotides. RefSeq names its product trinucleotide repeat-containing gene 6B protein-like. Gene Ontology annotation, molecular function: nucleic acid binding. The record is from RefSeq and is a predicted model, not a curated record. Gene Ontology annotation, cellular component: P-body; nucleoplasm. Gene Ontology annotation, biological process: positive regulation of nuclear-transcribed mRNA poly(A) tail shortening; miRNA-mediated post-transcriptional gene silencing. The coding region runs from base 332 to 6439 and encodes 2035 amino acids. Lineage: Eukaryota; Metazoa; Chordata; Actinopteri; Perciformes; Eleginopidae. The transcript is spliced from 21 exons.
CACAGAAGCAAAAUGGCCGAUAGCAAACUAACCGAUCACACAGCGUCUGACAGUCAUCAAGGGGUUAUGCAUGUUUUGUUUACAGCUUGAGAACUACAGUCGCUCACAAAAAGGAAUACUCGCCUUUUCCUCGGUUUUUUUUCUACGAUUAUCAUUUCGGUGAUGUCAUUUCUUAUUCAAUUUAGCCUUGAACGCCUCGAAGAACUAGCUCGCUAGGCUAGCUACCUUUGCUAGCCUGCUAGCGGUGGGUCUGCAAGAAUUUUUGCACAGAAGCACUUUAUGUCCUAUGUGAUUCCCGAGACAGGAGAAUCAGGAAAGGGAACAGUAGUUCAUGGAAGACAAGAAAAAGAAGAAAGAAGAUAAAAAGAAAAGGGAAACCUCUCAGAAGGUGCCAGAACAGAAAAUCAAAGUGCCAGAAUCAGCCAAGCCCUCCUGUUCCCAGCCGCUAGCCACCCCAGGCUCAGUGUCCCCCAGCCCUGGCCCUGUCGCCCCCUUGUCCCCUAGUCCUGGUGCAGCCGGGGUUUCUGCACAAGUUCCUCCUGGUGGCGGGAACAAUGCAAAGCAGCGGACUGCUGUGGCCAACGGACAGCCCACCUCCUCCCCCUCUGGAAGCCAGACCUCCCAACAGCAGCGAUACAUGUCCAGAGAGGUUCCGCCGAGAUUUCGCUGCCAGCAGGACCAUAAAGUGCUACUGAAGAGGGGCCAGCCACCGCUGUCCUCCAUGCUACUGGGGGGAGGCGGAGGGGACGGGGGUGUUGGAGGAGGCAGUGGCUGGGCAGGCGCCCCAUCUCUUUCCUCCCAGGGAGCAGAUGCAAACACAGCUGGAGGCGCAGAUUCCAACCUGGGUUCAUCCUCCGCUUCACCCCCCAACUCAUCCUCAUCAUGCGUCGCUGCUCUGUCGUCUUCUUCUUCUUCUACUACUACUACUUCAACUUAUGCAAAUUCCACUUGGGGGGCGGGCUCUGGCAGCCAGUCCUCUUCUCAGGGCUGCGGGAAGGUAAUUGUGGACGGGACGGACCUGGGGGAUUGGCCUAGCAUCCUAGGAGGGGCCAAAUCAAGUUCUGACGGGGCCGGAGGAGGAGGAGGAGGAGGAGGGGGUAUGCAGGAGCAAGACUGCCCUGGAAACAACAACAACAGUAGUGCCUCAUGGAGUGAGAGAAACAUCCAGCAGAAGGGAGGAGCAGCAGCAGCAGCAGCAGGAGGAGGAGGAGGAGGAGCAGGGAACAUGGACAAUCCUUCCUCUCAUCGUUCUUCUCCUCUUUCCCCCUCUUCCUCGCUUAAUGAAUGUGUUCAGUCGAGUGGCGGUGCGUGGGGCUCUUCCUCCUCCUCUCAGGCGGAGACAGGGCUCGGGUCGGCAGCGUUUUACAAUUCCAAAGUCUCCCAUCUUCUUCCCGGGCCUCCGGAGAGCCCCGCAGGUGGCAGCAGCGGCGUCCCUGGUGCCAAUUUCAACCCCAACGUGAACCCCUCCGCCUGGCCCACCCUGGCGACGGGUGCUACGUCCACAUCAGCUGGCGACGGACUUCCACUACCCUCGUCCAUCACUCCGGCUUCCUCGCUCUCUGCCAGCGCCGCCCUCAGCACCACUCUCUCUCUCUCAUCUGUGAAUCAACCGGGCGUCCAUCAGCAGGCGGCUGCAGGUGGAGCUCAGCAGCACUUAGGAAACCUCGGGCCGGAGUCGGGUUCAGGCGGGGGGGCAAGAGGACCAAAUCAAGAAGGCGGCGACGAGCGGGACUGCGGAGGUGCAGAAGGCGAAGGGAGUGUCGACUCCUCGUCUUCCUCUUCCGCCGCCUCUUCUUCUUGGAGAUCCAUGCCUCCGGUGUCCUCGGACCUAAGUGGAGGUGGGAGCUCGCAGGCAGAUGGGUGGGGGGGUGGUGGAGGAGGAGGUGGAGGAGGAAGUGGAGCUCAGGGGCAGGAUGGGAGUGUGUGGGGCUUUGGAAGCCAGGGUGACAAGGGAGGGUGGGGCAGGGGAAAUGAUGGUAGCUCAAAUACCACAGCGGUAUCUCAGGGAGCGUGGGAGGGAGGCGGUUCAGAAGUGGAGUGGGGGGGCACGGCGGGAGGUGUAAGUUCGAGCAACUUAGCAAUAGGAAGAGGAGGAGGAGGAGACGGGAGCAGCAACAGCAGCAGCAGUGGAGGCAGUGGCGGCGCUCUGAAGGACUCCACCUCACCAAAGUUUGCAACUAUGACAAAAGCUUGGGACAAUCAGAAAGGGAUGGAAAGCGGGGAGGUGGAGUGGGGUGGAGGGGGAGGGGGAGGACAGGUCGGAGGCCCGGCAGGUGGAGCGCCUUCAUCCUCUAGCGGAGGAGUGUCGACAGCCGGGAGUGGCGGAGGAGGGAGCGACAGCGGACACAAACAAGAGCAAGCCUCGUCCGAACCCCCGUCCUCCGAGAAGACCUCCACUGCUGACGUGGCCUUACUCAGCAUGCUCAGCCGAUCCGACCUGGACCCCAGGAUCCUGUCCAACACCGGGUGGGGGCAGACCCAGAUCCGACAGAAUGUGGCCUGGGACCUGGACCCUGUCACGGGAGUCAGGAGCAGAAGCGAAAGAAGCUCUUCAUCUUCCUCCGCUUUCUCCUCGUCCGCCAUGAACACCCCCGCCAGUCGCAGCUACCCGUCUAACUCGAGUUCAACCACCAAUGAUCCCUCCAGCUCCGGAGCGAGGGACGGCUGGGAGGGGGGGGCAUCACAGUCCACCUCCGGUCCUCACAUGGCUGGUAGCGCUGCGAGGAAGCCUGGAACGCCAGAAGAAGCUGGAGGAUGGGGGGAUCCCCCACCUGAGAGCCAGGGCAAAGGGUGGGGGACUGAAGAGAAGAAGUGGGGGGAUCACAGAGGAGGGGAUCGAGGAGGGGAUCGAGGAGGUGAUCGGGGAGGAGGAGGGAACUGGAGAGACUACGGCGAACAGGGUAGUGGGUGGACAGACUGUCCAGAGGAUAAAGGGACAAUGGGAUGGAAGGGGGGUGGAAGAGGAGAGGCCGGUGGUUGGGGGGGAGACAGGGGACAGAGGGACUCAAUGCCUGGAGGAGAUGGACGCAGCAGAGGAGGAAGCAACUCUGAGGAGAAGGGAUCUUCCUGGGGUCAUUCGGAUGAUUCUCAGGGGGGAGGAUGGGGUGGAGGGGGAGAUGUGGGUGGAGGCAAACCUCACCAGGACUGGGGGAGUUCCAAGCCCCACCCAGCAGCAGCAGCAGCACCGAUACCAAACAGCCAAGCGGCUCCAAUGAAAGCCCCAAAUCAACAGCAACACCAAUCACAGGGGCCCCCCCCAGGAGGCCCCGGGCAGGGAGGGUGGAACAGCCGCUCCAAUGCCGGGGGUGGAGCUCCACCUCCCAAGAAUCAGAACCAAAGUUCAGGCUGGACAUCUGGCCCGAUACCUGAAAUCCCCGGAGGUGGGGGGGGGGACUCCCUGGAGCCCAGCGGCUGGGAAGAGCCCUCCCCUCAGUCCAUCAGCCGCAAGAUGGAGAUCGACGACGGCACGUCAGCCUGGGGGGACCCGACCCGCUACAAAAGCAAGAAUGUGAAUCUGUGGGACAAAAAGAAUGCUACGCCCGGUCAGCAGGCCCCCCCGCCAUCCAUCCAGCAACCACCCAGGAGGCAGCAGGGGAUGCAGCACGGCCGGGACGGUAACCCUGGCAACACUGCAGCAGGUCCAGGCAUGUGGGGGGGAGGAGGUGCACAGUCAGGGGAUAACGGUACGAACACCUGGGGUCAGUCGUCGGAGGCAGCGCCAGGUUGGGGGGAUCAGGAUGAACCCAGCAAACCUUCUGGCUGGGGGAACCCUUCGGCCAACCCUGGUAAACCUGGCAACAAGUCGAUGGAGAGCUGGGGAGGGAAGGGAGAGAGCUCUGUGGCGGCCUCCCGUCACCCCAGCUGGGACGAAGAGGACGAUGGAGGUGGAGGACCGUGGAACAGCGGCGGCUCCCAGGGAAACAACUCCUCCUACAACUCCGGAGGCUGGGGGCAGAGUCAUGGAGGAAAGAGGGGCAACAUGAAGAGUGGAGGAGGGGGGGACAGCUGGAUGAACCCAGUGUCACGCCAGUUUUCUAACAUGGGUCUCAUGGGCGAUGACCCCAGUCUGGACAAGAAGAUGGAAGGAGACAAGAGAGGAAUGCCUGAUUACAACGGAGAGAUGCGGAGGGGAGGGAGAGGUGGAGGAGGGGGCUACCGCAUGCCUAGUUCCAAAGACAUGGGUCCUGUUGACAUGGGGCCCUAUGGUGAAAAGAUGGGCGGCCACGGGGUGUACGUCGGCAGCAGCGGGGGGAUGCCUCCACCUCGAGGGAUGCACCAGCCUGGCAUGCAUCCCAUGAACCCCUCCCAGGGUAUACGUGCUCAAGUGCCUCAUCAGUUCCUGUCUGCUCAGGUGCCGGGCCCCAUGCUGAAGCAGAUGCCCUCUCCCGGUGGCAGCGUGGGCGGAGUGGUUGGAGGAGUGGGAGGUGUCGGCGGGGUCGGAGGCGUGGGAAGUGUCGGAGGGGUCGGCGGUGUUGGCGGAGGAGUGUUCCCUCCUCAGAUCUCCCCGCAGCAGCUAGCAAUGCUCGGCAACAUUUACCCCCACAUGCAGCAGUUCCAUCUGGCUUGUCAGCUCCUGCUCCAGCAGCAGCAGCAACAGCAGCAGCAGCAGCAGCUCCUGCAGAACCAGAGGAAGUUCCCCCAGCCUCAGCCUCUCCGGCAGCAGCCUGACCCCCAGCAGCUGGCCAGGAUCAUGGCUAUUCUGCAGCAGCAGAGACAGCAUCAGCAGGGUGGAGUCGGAGGAGCAGCUCCAGGAGGGAGCUCCAAACUGUCCCCCUCUCACCUGGGGGGAGGCCUAUCCAAACAGCCCAUGGUAGACUCCCUUCCUCACCCUGGAAUGGGAGGCGCCUUAUCAGAUCUUCAUGCCAAAACACAAGGGAUGUAUUCUGGGCUCGUCCCUGGUGGAGGCCUGGAGCUGGGUCCCAUGAUGGGAGGGAUGAAGGACACAGGAGGACAGCAGUCCCGCUUCAAAUGGAUGAUGGAGGGACACUCCCCGGCUCCAUCCCCCCCUGACGCAGCUCUUCACAAGAAUGGUCCUUUACCCAGUGGUAUGAAGGUGAGAGGAGGAUCCCCGUACUCCCAGUAUGAGAUGCUGGGCAGCGAUGGAAUGGGGAUUCCCCCUCAAGGUUCUGCAGACAACUGGCACCGGACCCCCGGGAGUAAAAUGGGCAACAAACCUGCCACAUCCAGCUGGCCUCCAGAGUUCCAGCCCGGUGUGCCCUGGAAAGGAAUCCAGAGCAGUGGAGACCCGGAGUCUGACCCCUACAUGACCCCCGGGAGUGUCCUGGGCUCCCCGGGACCCCCGAGUCUCAACGACUCUGACCACCAGUUACUGCGAGACAACAUAGGGCCAAACCCCUCCCUCAACACCUCGCUGCCUUCACCUGGUGCCUGGCCCUACAGUGCCUCAGACAGCCCCCUCAGCAAUGCACACAGCACAGGAAAGUACUCGGAGUACAAGCCCAGCUGGCCCCCGGAGCCCAUCGGACAAAACAAGAUGUGGAAGACCAAUCGCAACAGCUCACAGCUGCCACGCCCCCCUCCUGGCUUAUCCAGUCAGAAGCAGGCCUCGCCCUCCCCGUGGGCCAGCGGAGGCCCGCGGAUGGCUCGGAACUGGGGAGGGGGCGGGAUUAAUCAAGAGUCAAGAUACGGCCCAGGCUCAACCUGGAGCGAUGGUGUUACCCCCAGAGGAAGCUGCUGGCUGCUGCUGAGCAACCUCACCCCUCAGAUUGACGGCUCCACGCUGAGGACGAUCUGCAUGCAGCACGGCCCGCUGCUGACCUUCCACCUCGGCCUCACACAGGGCAGCGCUCUGAUUCGCUACAGCAGCCGGCAGGAAGCAGCCAAGGCCCAGGGUGCACUGCACAUGUGUGUCCUGGGCAACACCACCAUCCUGGCAGAGUUUGUGAGUGAGGAGGAAGUGGCUCGCUAUUUUGCACAUUCCCAGGCGGGAGGCGCGGAGGGGUCCGGCUCGGGAGGGUCAGUGGCAGCCGGCGGGACGAAAGGGUCUCCUGGAGCAGGCACUGCGGCGGUCAGUGGCGGAGGCAGCUCCCCUGGGAGUGAGCGGGUGGCGGGGGGCACAACUUCAGGUGGAAACGGUGGCGGAGGGGAGAGUGGAGCGGCGGCUCUGGGUGGAGGGAGAUCCUCUGGCUCCGCCUGGCAGGGUCUCGACGGUACAGGAAGUUCAUCAGAAGCUUCUUCAGCCCAAGGGCCCGGGCUGGGAGUUUUCUCCCAGUGGAGCAACAACGGUGCCGGCGAGGGAGGGGGAGGUGUCGGGGGAGUGGACUCUGCUAGGUCUGGGCUGUGGGGGGGCAUGACUGCAGGAUACCCCAGCAGCAGCAGCCUGUGGGGGGCACCGCGAAUGGAGGAAAGGCACCAAAUGGACAGCCCUGCCGCCUUGUUGCCUGGCGAUCUGCUGGGGGGAGGGGCUGACUCAAUCUGACGAGCCCCCCCCCCUCUAUUUGUAGGUGUAGGUUUGGACACACUGAUACAAAAAUACACUGGGAUACAUAUGUACUUACUAUAGCACACACACAUGGUAUGCAUAUUAAUGUAAUACACCUAUACACACACGUGCGUACAUAUACACAGUAUGCAUAUAAAUGUGCACACACACAUCAAGCAGAAAUGUGAGACAUGCUUACACACAUUCUCGUGGCCAGACUUAAGCUAUUAUAUAAACAAAUGCAGGGACUGUUAGAUGUGUAUACAGCCUUUUUUUCCACAGAUGAAGAUUUCAACUGCUUAGACUUGAAACCUGAAAAAAAGAAAGAAUGAGGAGUCUCAAAGACUUGACUGGAUUGCAAUGUGCUUAGUAAAUAGGGGACUUUUCAAAACAGAUUUACAUACACAUGCACACACCAAAUACAGACGAGCCUUCAGACAGAUGGGCACUGUAAACAGCAUUACCUUCAUCGUAUAAAAACUACUACAUGAUGUGAGGUUAAAGUGCAUUUUGUAUUCACGUCCCCUUAAAAGCGGAGACCGAAUCCACAUGCAAACAGCUCUGAUUGAAAACAGAACUGUAUCUUACUGUGUGUUUUUCUUUUGUUUGUAUGUAUGGUUUCAACUUUUCUUUUUUUUGAACAGUGAAAAUAUUGAAAAUUUGUCAUUGUUCUGUUUUCAAAAAUGCUGACCUCCUACUGUUGUAUCUCACGCACUCUUUCUCUGUUAUUCUCUCUUGAACAUGUUUGUUACUGUUGCAGUGAUAAAUGUUAAAUUGCUGGCAGUUUGAGGCUACGUUGCAUUUCUCCAUGUGUCGUAUACACACUAUAUGGACACGAGUAUGAGUGAGACUGAGACCAAGUUUGUGGAUUAAAACCACAGUUGUUGUGUGUGAAUGUGAGGAUAGUGUGUGUGUGUGUGUGUGUGUGUGUGUUUGCGUGUGUGUGUGUGCAUGUUACUGCCUGUCAUAAUGUGGGCAAGGCUGCUUACUAUACAGAAGGUCUAUACAAAAAUGUUUUUGAGUACAUUCGGUAAACUGCUGACUGUGUUAAGAAAUAUUGGCACUAAUGCUUUUUUUUUCUUCUCUCAUUUGAAGUUGUUCGUUGUUUUUUUUUAGUCUUUUUUAUUGUCCGACCUGCAAUAAUAAAAAAGAAAAAUUUUAAUGACACAAAGAGCUGAAGGCAUAUGCGUUGAGUAAAUGGACAUGCCAAAUCUUAUCAAACUGUGUGGAGGGGAAGGGGGAGGGACAUGGGGGUGGGGUGGGGGGGGGGGGUGGCGGGUUGUUUACAGAUGCAGAGUAAGAGUUACCGUACGUUUUCAAUGUUCUGUUGUUGUGUAUUCGUUUUAAAUUAAGACAGGCUUUAACACUCCUGUUCAGUGUUUUCGUUAAGAGAUUUUACAAAGGAAAAAUUUAUUUAAACAAAUGAGAACAAGAUUAAUAAAGAUGAAAGUAUUGGCUUCUAA